GUUUACUAAAUCUCGCCAACACUUUAAUAUUAAUUUUAAUUAAAUUUAGUGCUUAAUAAUGGAUAAUUUACCAAAUGAAUUGGUCUAUAACAUUCUUAAAAAACUAAAGCAAAAGGAGCUAUUAAAGUGUGCAAUGGUCUGUAAAAGAUUCAAGGAUAUAAUCGAAUCUUACAGUUUGAUCAACAAAUUAGUCAUUCAAGAUGAAGUUUGUGAUUCAUCAUUGCCGGUUUUCAAUAGAAAGUAUACCAAGGUCAUUAUCAGAGAUAACAAUGAUGUCAAUAUUUUGAAGGCAUUACAAACAACUGGAGAUAGUAUUUUGGAAGUGAAAUUUGAUCAGCAUAAUUCGUCUUUGGAAAGCAUUACUAAAACAUUGAAUUAUCUACCAAAUGUCAAGGUUAUUACAUUUUAUUACGUACGAAUUGAGGAUGAUGAGGAAGUUGUUAAGGAUCUUGUGCAGCCAAUAUCACACACUAUCGAUUUUCAUUUUCUUGAAAGUGAUCCACUAAUUUUCAAAGUAUUGACGAAUUUAUCAGCAAAAUCAAUUGAGUUACGAUUGUACGGAGAUUCUCCGUAUUACAACUUUGAAAACUUUAUGCCAUUCAUGGCUAAACAGAAAGAAUUAAAGUCAUUCCGAUUAAGUGGCAUUUUUGAGUCCAAUUUGAUGUAUGGGUAUGUACCAAAAGGAGAUUAUCGCUUGACAGAGUUUGAAAUAUCAAAUUGUGAUCUUGAGGAAUGGAUUUAUCUUGAAACAUAUCUUAAUGAUCAUGUUGACAGCUUGGAGAAAUUAUCAUUCAGAGAUUUGCGAUCUUGGGAUCCAUCAGUUAUCGUUAAAGCAUGCAACAACCUAAAACGGCUUGAAAUAUUGGAAGAUAUGAGCAUUAAUGAUAUCGACAGUGAUAUUACAUCAGUCAAGGAGCUUUCAGUUGAGAAUCCAAGCUUAUCAAUUACAAAGUUCACUAAUUUGAAAAAACUAUUCAUGCAAAAUGCAACAGCUGAAGUCAAUCGUGCAAUAAUUGGUAGUAAUAUCGAGAAUCUUACAGUCAGAUUUGGAACUGUUGAAGGAAUUCAAUGCGAGAAGCUGACAAAGCUAAGAUUAAUGAACAUUGAUGGGCCAUUAACUGAAGAGUUUUUCAGAAAUCACCCAAAAAUUGUAGAUUUAAAGCUUGAAAAUCAUUUCUUGCUUACUGAUGCUUUAUUGGAAACAAUUGUCAGGUACUUGCAGAACUUAAAAGUAUUAACUAUUUAUGGCAUGAAUGACCUCUCAUCUCGUGCAUUUGAAAUCAUCAAGACUCAUUGCAAGAAUUUAAAAGUCUUGGAUACAAAAAUUUGGAGUCAACGCUACAAGAUAGCAGACUGGAAGUGCCUCUUUGAAAGCAAUAAUGGAAUCGAAAUUUAUACUGAAACUUUUAAUUUCUAAUCGGGUAUUAAUGUAAAAUGUUGCAGCAUGAAAUUUAUUUUUUUUUUAACAGAACAAAUGGAA
This is a messenger RNA of Chironomus riparius, 1480 nucleotides long. The record is from the annotation of a GenBank genome assembly. NCBI's taxonomy places the organism in Eukaryota, Metazoa, Arthropoda, Insecta, Diptera, Chironomidae.